Tachyglossus aculeatus (Australian echidna) is the source of this 6384-nucleotide messenger RNA. RefSeq names its product LIF receptor subunit alpha (gene LIFR). The record is from RefSeq and is a predicted model, not a curated record. Lineage: Eukaryota; Metazoa; Chordata; Mammalia; Monotremata; Tachyglossidae. Bases 135 to 3374 code for a protein of 1079 amino acids. Gene Ontology annotation, molecular function: cytokine binding; leukemia inhibitory factor receptor activity; ciliary neurotrophic factor receptor binding. Gene Ontology annotation, biological process: cytokine-mediated signaling pathway; positive regulation of cell population proliferation. Gene Ontology annotation, cellular component: membrane; signaling receptor complex; external side of plasma membrane. The transcript has 20 exons.
GCCGUGCGCGCCCCGCGGAGUCCGGCCGACGGACGCCGGGGCCCCAGGGGGACAUGGCCCAGUAGCCGCCCCGACGCUGCCCGGGACUGACCUGUUUGUGAAGGACAUUUCUCUUUGUGACGGAUUGAUAAAAAAUGUGGAAUAAUUCAAGUUACCAAUGGCUCUUAUCAAUUAUUCUUUUAUGUUUAAUGAAUCAAGUACGUAGCCAGAAUCAAGGAGCUCCUCAUGAUUUGAAGUGCAUAACACAUAACUUGAAGACAUGGGACUGUUCCUGGAAAGCUGCCUCUAGUACAGAGUUUGGCACUACAUAUGAAGUUUGCACUGAAAACAGCUUCUACCCAUGUAAUCGGACAGAAAAAACAAGAAUCAAACUUCCAGCUCCUUCAUCCGCUGAAUAUGAAAUAACGAUAAGUGCGCUGCGUCUUUCUGGAAAUGCCAUAACUAAAUUUGUAAUGAAUGAAAGAAAUGUUUCCUUAAUUCCAGUUACACCACGGAUUUUGAGUUUGAUUCCUGAGUUUUCAACCUCUACAUUAUAUUUGAAGUGGAAUGAUAAUGGUUCAGCCUUCCCACACAGCUCCAGAGCCAGCUGGGAGAUUAAGGUUAUGCAUAAAGAAAAUAUGGAAGUCAUAAAAUUAGCAACCUUCAGGACAAAUCUGAUUGGUAAGGAUUCAAUUCUUGCUUGGCAUUGGACUUCUGACAUGCCUCUGGAAUGUACCUCACACUCUGUGAGCAUCAGAUAUUACAUUGAUGUGGUUCAUUUUUCUGGUCACAAAGAGUGGAGUGAGUGGAGUCCUCCAAAAACUGUUUUUGGAUACCAGGCCAAAUUAAAGAAUAAGGUUUUUCCUCAAGACAAAGUGAUACUUGUUGGUUCAAAUAUAACCAUUUGUUGUGUAAUUCAAGAUGGAGACACUUUUAACGAGUUCCUUUUAGGAAAUCAACAUUAUAACCCUAUUCAUCUUGAUCAUCAAAAUGUUGCAAUCCAGAUAGACAAAAUAAAUGCCUCACAGUCCAGUGGAACAAAUGCAGUUUUUUUUACUGAGAAGGACAUUGUUGGAACAGUGAUUUUUGUAGGAUAUCCACCUGAUACUCCUCAAGAGUUGAACUGUGAAACUCAUAAUUUAAAGGAAAUUUUAUGUAGUUGGAAAGCAGGAAGAUCAACUAAAUUGUUUGGCCCAUAUGGAACAAAUUACACAUUAUAUGAAAGAAUUUCUGGGAGAAGUAUUACACAUAAGAGUCCCGAUUCCUUGGAUGAAAACUACCUGUUGCCGUUUCAGAUGUUAACGAAUCAGAAGCUGUAUAACUUUACUUUGCAAGCUAAUAAUCCUUUGGGUAGAUCAGAGACAUCUGUUUUGGUGGACAUAACCCAAAGAGUUGUCCCACGUGCUCCCACUAAACUCUAUGUGCAAGAUGAUGAUUCUACAAACGUCAUACUGCAUUGGAAUAUGCCUGGAAACUUUGCAAAGAUGAAACUUUUCUGUCAAAUUGAAGUGAAUACAACUGAUUCAGAACCAAAAGUGUUGAACAUCUCAAUGGAAGGAUUAGAUACCUCUGGCUAUCAGGUUUAUUUGAACAUGUUAAACCCAUACACCAGAUACACUUUCCGAGUUCGCUGCUCUUCUGAGAACUUUUGGAGAUGGAGUGAAUGGAGUAACAAAAAACAGUAUUCAACUAAAGAAGCUCUUCCUUCAAAAGGACCAGAUAUCUGGAGAGAAUGGAGCAGUGAUGGAAAGAAGCUGAUAAUCUACUGGAAGCCUCUGCCUAUUAAUGAAGCUAAGGGGAAAAUACUUUCUUAUGGCCUAUCAUACUCAUCAAGCAAAGAGACACAUUAUAUUCCCGAGAUCCCCGAUUCGCAGCACAAAGCAGAAAUAAGACUUGACAGAAAUGAUUACACCAUUAGUGUUGUGGCGAGGAAUUCUGCUGGACUAUCUCCACCUUCCAAUAUAUCUAGCGUUGAACUUCCAAAUGAUGAUCUCAAAAUGGAGAAGGUGGUUGGGACUGGAAAAGGCAUUCUCCUGAGCUGGAAUUACAAUCCCAAUGUGACUUGUGACUACGUUGUAAAAUGGUGCAAUUCAACCCAGUCUGAUCCUUGCUUAGUGGAGUGGAAGAAAUUUCCUUCAAAUAGUAGUGGGGCUCUUCUGGAAUCUGAUCACUUUCAGCCUGGUGUAAAAUAUAACUUUUCCAUAUAUGGAUGUAGAGACCAAAGAUAUCAAUUGUUUAGUUCUACAAUUGGAUAUGUGAAAGAGUUGGCUCCAAGUGUUGCACCAAAUUUUACUGUUGAAGACACAACUGCAGAUUCAGUAUUAGUAAAAUGGGAAGACAUCCCUUCCGACGAUCUACGGGGAUUUUUAAGGGGAUAUUUGUUUUAUUUUGAUAAAGGAGAGAAGGGAACUUCCAAGACCAGAGAUUUGGAACCAGGGGCAUCUGAGCUAAAAGUUAAGAAUAUUACUGACAUAACGCAAAAGACACUGCGAAUUGCCGACCUUCAAGGAAGAACAAGUUACCAUCUGGUCUUGCGAGCCUACACGAAUGGUGGCGUGGGUCCAGAAAAGGACAUGUAUGUGGUUACAAAGGAAAACUCCAUAGGUUUAAUCAUUGCCAUUCUCAUCCCAGUGGGAGUAGCUAUCAUUGUUGGAGUGGUAACCAGUGUGCUUUGUUAUAGAAAAAGAGAAUGGAUCAAAGAAACAUUCUAUCCUGAUAUUCCAAAUCCAGAAAACAGCAAAGCAUUGCAGUUUCAAAAGAGCAUCUGUGAGGGAAGCACUGCUCUGAAAACUUUGAAAAUGAAUCCUUGCACUCCUAAUAAUUUGGAAGUGGUGGAAACUCAGUCAACAGUUCCUAAAAUAGAGGACCCAGAAAUGACAUCCCCAGGAAUUGUACGGUCCGAAGAAGGGUCUGAUGCGGAACCGGAAAAUCUUGUGGUGGUAUCCUAUUGUCCCCCAAUCAUUGAAGAGGAGAUCUCGAACCUUCCAGGGGAUGAGGCCGGGGGAUCUUCGCAAGUCAUCUAUAUUGACGUCCAGUCGAUGUAUCAGCCUCAAGCAAAACCAGAGGAAGAACUAGCAAAUGACUCUGUUGAUGGAGCAGGCUAUAAGCCACAAAUGCACUUGCCUAUUAAUUCUGCUUUAGCAGACAUAACUGCCGAAGAAGACUUAGAUAAAAUGGUGGGUUAUAGACCUCAGGUAAAUGUGAAUACGUGGAAUUUAGGAUCUCCAGACUCUCCAAGCUCCAUCGACAGCAACAGUGAAAUGGUGUCUUUUGGAAGUCCCUGCUCCAUUAAUUCUCGGCAGUUUUUGAUUCCUCCAAAGGAUGAAGAAUCUCCCAAGCCUUCCAGUGGAGGAUGGUCCUUUACCAACUUUUUUCAUAACAAACCCAAUGAUUGAUGAUAUCAUGACUUCACUUCAGUCUGCCAUCUCAAUAAGCUCUUAUUCCUAGUGUUUUACAGCAGCAGCAGCAGAUUAUUCUUCAAAGCAUCCAGGAGAGUGUUUCUGGUGAGAUGAACUCUAUCAUGUGUAAGUUACACUGAAAGUGUUAAAUUUUUCCUGUUACAGCAUAAAAGCCAACAGUAUGGUAACCCCAGUAAUUAGAUUCAUAUACAGUCGAGGAUGAUGGACUCGAAUUUGUGACCCUAGCCAAAUAAUUCCCAUUUUCUAAGUAGUGGUUUAAGAUUAAUAUUUCCUAUUACUUUGAAAAAGUUUUCCACUUUUUUGUUGCUAAUUUCUUUUUGUUGUUGUUGUCAUGAAUAACAAGUAUUUUUUGUUUUUCUCUCCCAACUUGAAUAUUUGGAGGUUCAAACCUGGGGAAAGCAUUCUCCCAUUCAGAUUAAUAGAUAAUAACCUCAAUGAAAAUCAAGCGCAGAUUGAGCAAUGAGACUUUAAAUAUCAUUUAUCUGUCCCCACAAGUGCAGAAAUGAAUAUACCUUUUUUUAAAUGUAGCAGCAGGUAUUUUAGUUUCUUGUUUGAUAACUUAGGUAAACUAGUUUCAGUGCUCAGUGCCUACUGUAUUAUAGUUAUUGAAUAGUUGACUCAGGGGUUCAAACUUGGAAAAUUAAGUGUAACACUGACUGAAAUAAAAAUAAUCACAUGUUUGCAGAUUUUCAAAUCUUUGUGCAAAUAUUGACCCCUUCGGUGCUUUACCUGGGUUGCCCUAAAGUAGUCCUGUUGAGUUUUAAUUUCCAGAGCUACUUAGCAGGUUAAGCACUUAAAAGAAAUGCCAUUAUUAUCUUGUGACUUUUUUGGUUCCUCUUUCAUUAUUAGGUGAGCAGACUACAUGCAGUUAAACCCAACACAGUCUUCAUUUGCACAAACAUGCCCUCUAAUACUAUCCUGUCAGCAAUAUUUAGUGGCACUAACUACCAGCCAGGCCUUUCCCAAAAGGAGAGUUGGUGCUAUUGGUUUCCAGAGGAGAGACUUAGAAACCUCUUGAAGCGAUAUUGUCAUGACCCAACCCGUGCCCUCACUAGGGUCUAACAGUUAUUCCAUGGAUGAUCCUCACCACAGCCACUCGGAGUACCAUGUCAAGAGAAACUGUCAAAGUAAUUCUUUGAGGAUGUAUGUUAAAAUUAAAUAUUUUAAGUCAAAUAUGAAUCAUUAGGCGCACAUGUAGAUCUGAACACUUGUUUUAUUGACCUAAAAAAUGUCCGUAAGAAAUUCAUACAUCUUUCCUUGUAUAUCAGAAGUAACAUUAUGGGUGAUAUUGCUCCUAGAAGAACCUCAAAUAAUGCUACCGACAGUAGAGUGUAUUUUAUUUGCUCUCAGGUUGUAUGUGUGUUUUACCUUUUGACAGCAAAGACAAUACUUGAAGUCCUCUAUAUGAACAAAUAAAGGUAAUUUUUCUCAUUUGUAAUAUGCUAUAAUAUUUUGUACUCAAAACAUACUUUUUCUUGUUAUAAGGCUUAUCUUUUACAAGAUGUUAUGUUUUUUUGAGAUCUUGCUUCAAAAUGAUACUCUUCGAUUAGACGAAUUGGAAAAAAGCCUCCUUUUUUUUAAACACCAUGGUUUUAAGACGUCUGUGAGCUUUACAAAUAUGAGUGUUUUUAUUUGAAGCCGACUCCGUAGUUUGCACAGUGUUGUAACCAGAAAAUUGAAGCCGUUUGCUUAGCCGGUCAUUUUGAACACUAGUAAAGCUUUAGGACUUGCUCAAAAAAAAAAAUAGCAAGAUGCCUUACACUUGUCUGUUUCAUUAUGAAAUAGACCCUCACCCAUUUGUUUGAGCAUAAUGGACACUAUGUGAUCCCUUUAGGGAUACAAUUUUUGCAAGUGUAAAAUGACAUCCAUGGGUAGAAUAGACACCCUUUCAAAAGUUUGCCUUAUUUUUUUUUAUUAGUGCAUGCCUCCUAAAGCUAAAAAUUGCUGUAACUUUAAUGAAACAGUUUGUGCCAGAUGGUGAUACAAAAUAACUUUCCUAAUGAAUAAAGCUAUUAUGUGACAGAACAGCUUUCUGCCUCUAGGUUGAUAUUUUGGAAACAGAAGCAACCGUUUUGUAAAUACCAGCGAAUCCUGGGUCUGGUAUUUUAUACCAAAGUUACUUUCAGCAGUUGGUGCUGUUGUGAUUCCAAAAUCAGUUCUGAAAACUUAAAGGUUAGAAUUUUUCCUUCAACUGGAAAUGCAGUUAAUUUGGAUUUUCCCAUUAACUAGGUUUUCUUGUUGGGUUACUGAUUUUCAUCCUUCUAAAUAGCCGAUAUUUCUACGAAAAAUUAGACUACAAGCUAGAGUUACACUACAUUUUAAAUGGAGGAUGGUAGGAUUAAUGACUAUUUCAAAGGGAACCUGAAAUCAAUUUUAAGAUGUACUGAAAUUCUCAGAAAAUGUAAGAACUGAUCAGACAAAUACUCUGAUGGAAACGAGAUUUUUCUGGUUGGCCUGAUUACUCUGAAGCAAAUAACUUGAACUGCUGCUUUACAUUUUGAGCCAUGUUGAAAGUUUGCGUAGCUUCUUCUGUAUUUUUAGAGCGGUAACCUUGAGCACUAUUCAGGAACAAGGUGUUGUCGCAUCAGUAACAAGCCCCGGAGAUGUCAGGCUUCAGCUCAGUACCCCAGUUGUGGUCCAACAGGAUCUAAGUCUAUUGUAGCCCAAUCUAGCUCCCUGCCCCAUAGACCAAGCCAACUUUUAGGGGUCUUCUGGAUCGAGGCCUAUUUUAGGCAGGCGAGAAUAUCCAGAUCAGCACCAGACCAAUUUGAAACUUACUCAUCUGGAUGUGCCAUCUCCAGAUUGGGGCUGGACAGCCCAACUAGUGAGGAGACAAGUCCUCGGCUACCAGGCCCCCUCAUUCAUCUGAGUUCAGCUCCGUGGUGGACACUAGAAACCAGUAGCUCACACUGCUGCUUUCCUAUUUUUGAGCCAUAAACCUUGUAUACACGUGUAUAAUUUUCUUUGUCGUUUGCACUCCGUAAUU